AUGGCGCUGCUAAUUUAUCUUCACCAGGGAAAGAAAAAAUUUGGGUACGGUGGGACAGUUAUCAACAAAAGGUAUAUUUUGACAGCAGUUCAUUGUAUCAAGGAUUUGCCGUCAGGUCGAACUCUAAUCGGAGUACGAGUCGGAGAGCAUGACUGGAGUACGAAACGCGACUGUGACGUCGAUAAAGAUGGCCUGGAAAUCAUGUGUUCCGACGAUUCAUAUCAAGAAUUUCUUGUGCAGAGCACAAAAUUCCACCCUGACUUCAAGCUAUCAACGCUGCGGAAUGACGUAGGAUUGAUACGUCUGCACAAAAAUAUAGACUUUCUGCCAAUAAAUACCAAGCCUAUUUGUUUGCCAAUUGAACAAAAUCAAAAGAUGGAUUACAAAUCUUUAACAGUGACCGGCUGGGGCGCCACUGAGUUUGAUAUUCUUAGUAAGAAACUUUUAAGGGUUGACGUACAGCCUCUUCCUAUUAAAAAAUGUACCGAAGCCUUAGGACCCAGUAGUACUAUUAUUUGGUACAAAGAGAUAUGCGCUAUCGGUAUAAACCGCGAAGAUUCAGUUUCUGGCGACAGUGGUGGUCCACUUUUACCAACAGGUCGAUAUUAUAAUGAUGCUCGAGUUAUUCAGCAUGGCGUUAUUAGUUAUGGAAUGAAUAACUCAAUAAAAACUUGUUCUUCAAAAUGUCAUUCUUCUUUUAAGUAA
Molecule: messenger RNA, 705 nt
Organism: Cotesia glomerata
Lineage: Eukaryota; Metazoa; Arthropoda; Insecta; Hymenoptera; Braconidae
Product: melanization protease 1-like
Exons: 2
Coding region: 1-705 (234 amino acids)
Biological process (GO): proteolysis
Molecular function (GO): serine-type endopeptidase activity
Source: RefSeq, a predicted model, not a curated record